This is a messenger RNA of Penicillium canariense, 2430 nucleotides long. Its product is annotated as leucine-rich repeat domain-containing protein. The transcript has 2 exons. NCBI's taxonomy places the organism in Eukaryota, Fungi, Ascomycota, Eurotiomycetes, Eurotiales, Aspergillaceae. Gene Ontology annotation, cellular component: cytoplasm. The record is from RefSeq and is a predicted model, not a curated record. Gene Ontology annotation, molecular function: protein kinase binding. The coding region runs from base 1 to 2430 and encodes 809 amino acids.
AUGGAGAAGCUAAACACUGAAGAUGGACAACUCUUCAUCAAGAACCUUGCCAGCUUCGUCCGCACGCAUGAAAAGGCGCUCGCAAAUGCGUUGCAGCUCCGCCGCCAGUCCAAGAAUGUUGUAACCCCUCAGUCGCCGACCAGCUCCUCGAGCGCCGGCUCCUCCUUAUCCUCCACCUCCCUGACCCUGGCGGCGGCCUUGUCCUUUGGGGCAUUGAAAUUUACUUCGCAGAACAUCAAGCCGGCCAAACUGACCCUGACCCCCCACCACCUCUUCUACCUGUUGUCGCGCUUUGAGGAUCUGUCCAUUGCGGUGGGCCCCAUGAACGUCCGGUUGGAGAACAUCCACACCGAAGUGUCCCAAUCCUACGUGUCCUUCCUGAAUAAACCCCAGCGGUCCAAGGGGGAUGGGGCGUCGAUCCACUCCGUGUCCAGCGUGCGUAGCGUCAUGUCCGGUAUGAGUGGCCUCUGGUCUUCCUUUGGUCUGGGAUUCAAGGACUCGAGCUCCAAGCCCGACAGAGCCAAGGCCGCCUUGGAAGCGGACCUGAAGUAUCUCUACUCGGCCUUCACCAAGAUCCCCUGCCUGCGCCUGGCUCCAGACCACCGCGCGCGCCUGAUCCGCGGAUAUGAAGAGUUUCCUUUCGACACCGCGGUGCCGCUCCAUUCCUUCAAAAAUUUGAGCGCAUUAGAGAUCAUUGACAUAGACUACCGCUCCUUCUAUGGUUGGGACCGCUUGUCCGAGCAGCUGCGCACCUUGUCCAUCAAGCGGGCUCAUUUGGAUGACCCGGCGGAUCUGUUGACGAGGAUCGUGCUGGACGACAUCGACAAGCGCCGUCGUCGAUCGGCCAAGUCCCAACAGUCGCCGCCGCUUGGCUGGACCAGUAGUACGGGUGCUCAACCCGUUCAUACGCCCGACCAUACUUCCAUCUCGGCGCCGGGCUCUCCGGUGGCCGACACCGCGCUCGCGAGCAGCACCAGUCCCAAGUCGGUUCCGAUGAUGCGGGCGGGCUCGGAGGGCGCAAGGAUUCGCGCCCGGGCGGAGAGCAUCUCGCCGACGCGGCCGGCGACCAAGCAUAGUCAACGUCAUAGUCGUGGGCAGUCGGCGCGGAUUCGUCGCACGGGCUCGGGCAGCUCGAACUCCAGCGAUACAUCGGGUGGCUAUCGGACUGGAAGCUCGUCGACGCUUCUUCCGGGCGUCCUCCCUCCAUCCAAAUGGCGGUUCUUGCGACACCUUGGCCUUCCGGAGAACUCGUUAACCUCCAUCUCUGCUGCCAGCCUUGCGCCCGUGGCGAACACCCUCAACUCCCUCGACCUGUCCUCAAACCUCUUGACUGAGAUUCCUGACAGUCUGGCAUCGCUGAUGGCUUUGCGUGCGCUCAACCUGUCCCACUGCAUGAUCGAUUCCCUUCACUCCCUUUCGCGCAAUCCGCUGCCCGCGAUCACUGCUCUCAACCUCCGUGGCAACCGGCUGCGCUCCCUCGCUGGCAUUGAACGACUGCUUUCCCUGGAACGAUUGGAUCUCCGCGACAAUAACUUGAUGGACCCGACGGAAAUGGCUCGACUGACCAGUCUCCCUGAGAUACGAGAGAUCUGGGUUUCCGGAAACCCGUUCGUGAAGACUCACUCCGGCUACCGCGUCGUGAUCAUGAACCUCUUCCGUCGGACUCCCGGCUAUGCAGAGGACAUUAUCAUCGAUGGCCGUGGACCCGGCUUCACCGAGCGAAAGCAACUGGUCGACCGUGUUGCCGAGCCUGAAGGUGCCCCGGUGGUGCGCUCGAGUGCAGCAGACCAGUCGACUGUGGUGCACAAGUCAACCGGUGUCGUAGUGACCCAGGGGACUCCCCCACCAGUGCCUCCGAAAGAUGAUGUGGACUGGCAUCCGAAAGGUGUCCAGCGGACUGAGACCGACGGCGGGACCAACCGUCGGAAGAAGAUCCAGCGGCGACGCAUCGUCGACCUCUCCACCGACAACCCGUUCACCACCGAUGGCCUGGGAACCCCUGGGCCUAUGAUCCCUGCAGUCCUGCCGACCCAACAGCUUCACGGCCCGGCCCACUCCUCCGUCGUGCUCCCAUAUGAACAUCAGUUGCGGCUCGACAGCGGGACACCGUCGGGAUCUUCCAGUAUCCAGAGCCCGGUCAAGCAAGCGCACUCCUCGAGCCCCCAGCCCGCGGUGGUACCACCAACCCCCAGCAAAGACUGGACUUUGGACGAGGAGCUGUGCCGCCAACAGUUGGAGGUUCUGCGGCAGGAAGUGGGACACAGCUGGAUCACCGUCCUGGCAGACCAUCCUUGGGAUAAUUCGCAGACUGGUCUGGCGACGCACCAUCUAGCGGGGGCAGGGCUGGACCACCCUGCGCUUCCAACCGCGCCUCUUGCCCGCGCAAACAGUCAUGCUAUCCUGAGUGGAGGACAUACGUUGGGUGGUUGA